CACAUGGACGAAGUAAAAGUUUAGUUGGGUUCCAGCUUUCACAAUAGGUACUUACGUGCCUAAUCAAAAUGAACGGAUCGGUAGUUUUUGUGCUUAGUGCUUUGGUUUCACUAUCUGUGGGUGACGUUACUCCGCGGCGUGAUGCAGAGUAUCCGCCACCGGAGUUUUUGGAGGCAAUGAAACCUCUUCGUGAAAUCUGCAUCAAAAAGACUGGCGUCACUGAAGAGGCAAUAAUAGAGUUCAGUGAUGGUAAAGUUCACGAGGACGAAAAUCUUAAAUGUUACAUGAAUUGCCUGUUCCAUGAAGCAAAAGUCGUCGAUGAUACCGGCCAUGUUCACCUGGAGAAACUUCACGAUGCUCUUCCCGAUUCCAUGCACGACAUCGCCCUUCAUAUGGGCAAGCGUUGUCUCUAUCCAGAGGGAGAAAACCUUUGCGAGAAAGCCUUCUGGUUGCACAAAUGCUGGAAGGAGUCUGACCCCAAGCAUUACUUCCUGAUUUAAGAAAUGCAGAACCGAAACAUGGAAAACCGUUCAAAAUAAUUGAUAAUACAGCACGUAGAAACUGUGACUAACUCUUGACAAAA
Messenger RNA from Aedes aegypti (yellow fever mosquito), 583 nucleotides. Its product is annotated as general odorant-binding protein 83a. Gene Ontology annotation, molecular function: odorant binding. The transcript has 4 exons. The record is from RefSeq and is a predicted model, not a curated record. Bases 69 to 500 code for a protein of 143 amino acids. Lineage: Eukaryota; Metazoa; Arthropoda; Insecta; Diptera; Culicidae. Gene Ontology annotation, biological process: sensory perception of smell.